Galendromus occidentalis (western predatory mite) is the source of this 1383-nucleotide messenger RNA. RefSeq names its product Glucose transporter 4 enhancer factor (gene Glut4EF). Bases 1 to 1383 code for a protein of 460 amino acids. Gene Ontology annotation, molecular function: DNA-binding transcription factor activity; RNA polymerase II cis-regulatory region sequence-specific DNA binding. Gene Ontology annotation, biological process: regulation of transcription by RNA polymerase II. The transcript is spliced from 7 exons. Lineage: Eukaryota; Metazoa; Arthropoda; Arachnida; Mesostigmata; Phytoseiidae. Gene Ontology annotation, cellular component: nucleus. The record is from RefSeq and is a predicted model, not a curated record.
AUGUCUACCGGUAAACGUCUGGCUAAACGCUCGAUUCUCGGUAGUCGGGUCUGCGCCCCAACCGAAGAAGGGAUCUAUAUGCCUGGCUUGAUUCAAGCCACCAAAACCGACUGCAGGAACGAGAACAUUUACACUGUGUCUUUUCUACACAACAAAGGAAUGACCGGGGAGUACCGCGGGGAGCAGCUGAUCGGCGCAGGCUUCAAGUCUGUCGUGUCCGGUCCGCUGAAAACGGGACAGAAAGUCUACGUCACCCUGAACGGACGUGAAGUCUGCGGUGUCGUGGAUCAACAUUAUCAACAGCAUGAACAGGUGCUCAUCAGUGUUCAUAGCGGAGGCCAACUUCUGCAACUCGUUAAGCGGUUGGACGAAGUCCGUCUUCUGGAAAGCCGUAAAAGCGCGAGGUUGCAAGACGUUGACGUUGAUUACUCGAGGCUGGCUGAGGGCACUGCCGGCAAGGGCCUCACCGUGGAGAUCACCCCGGCCCAGCUGGGAAUCCCCCGAGAGAACGGGUGGUCACGCAAACGGCGGACCUCGAUGUCGGACAACAGCGAUACCAGAAGCGACACGAUGGACGACUGCAUGGCCGCACUCGUGCUGAUGCGCCUUUCGUGCUCGCCGAAGAGCGCCCGACUUCUGGAAUCGGACUCAGCUGCCUCAUCGCUGACGGCCAGUGCCCCGCUGUCAUCAGCAUCGUCAUCUUUCUCCACAGCGUCCAGCUCAUUGUCGUCCAAUUCGGUGUCGUUCGAAUCCUCGCCAUCGUUCGGACAAUGCUACUUCGAUCUUGAGCUUGCCAGACGCGCCGAGGGACCCAGAACUGAAUACAAAUGCGCACUGUGUGGAGUGCAGUUCGUCACUUGCGAAACUGUCCGAAGACACAUAAGAUUCGCUCAUCUGGAAGAUCUUUCCGAGGAUUUGGGCAAGGAGGAUGAAGAGCAAUACUACACUGAGGUACAGGUAGACUUCGCCGAUGACGACGAGCACCAAGCAAUGUCGUUCAAGGACGACAUAUCCCUUAGCGGAGAAUCGACUGACGACGCAUCGUCGCGCCCGUCCUCUCCUGCUGCACCACAACCACCGCACAACUCGAUCUUCAUGAGCUCUGCGCCUACUCUAAGCCACCUCGACAUGGCGAGACCUUCGCAUGAAGAUCCUGAGCUUCAAAGCGGACUGCGGAAAUGCCCUUCUUCGCCGAUAAACAUUCCUCCGCAUUUCCGAUCGCAGCAGAAGAAGCUCCCCACCAAAAUCCACAUGAGCCCCAAGCACCGUAGCCGUGGGAGGUCUGAGAGUCGCAAGUGCCGCAAGGUCUACGGCAUGGAAAACCGCGAUCAGUGGUGCACUCAAUGCAAAUGGAAGAAGGCUUGCACUCGUUUCCUCGAUUAG